CGGGUACGGCUGCUAUUAGAGAACGAAGGGAACGUGAAAGCAGCAACUCUUGAAAUUGUAACAAAAGCGUACCGGAUCCGGUUUAAGUCAAAGUCCCCCUGGGAAGGCGACGAAGUUUCGUGAGCUGUCUUGUCUGUCAUCUUGGCGAGAGGGAAAAAUAGUUGGAACCCCUCAGCCUCAGAUCUCCUUCUCUCUCAUUUUUGAAUUUUCUUUGUGCGAGCGAUCCUCUUUCUUCAUCAAUCCAUCUUCCAAACUCUUUCUUUUGUUAGCAAAUAGCAAUUCAAAAUUCCCGAUUUCGUUUUGUUACCUCCGCCGCGCGACUGAUUCUCAUCGGGGGCUCUGUCUGACUAGAAUUCUCUUCCGCAUUCGGUAGAGAGAUUUUUGAUUAAGAUGGAGUCGGACAAUGGGAAGGGGUUGAUACUAGCAGUGGCGUCUAGUGUUUUCAUUGGCUCCAGCUUCAUCUUGAAGAAGAAAGGUCUCAAGCGAGCUGCUGCCAAUGGCACCCGUGCUGGGUAUGGCGGUUAUACUUACUUGUUAGAGCCUCUUUGGUGGGCAGGCAUGAUCACUAUGAUUGUUGGAGAAGCUGCAAACUUUGUCGCCUACAUAUACGCACCAGCUGUUCUCGUCACUCCCCUUGGUGCUUUAAGUAUUAUCAUCAGUGCUAUUCUGGCACAUUUCCUCUUAAAAGAAAAACUUAAGAAAAUGGGGGUUCUUGGGUGUGUCUCUUGCAUCGUCGGCUCCGUUGUCAUUGUCAUUCACGCACCUAAGGAGCAAACUCCUAACUCCGUCCAAGAGAUUUGGACUCUCGCUACUCAGCCUGCUUUUCUAGUUUACGUAGCCAUAACCAUGUCCGUUGUCCUUGCUUUGAUUCUCCACUUCGAGCCUCUCUGCGGCCAAUCCAACAUUCUCGUUUAUAUCGGCAUCUGUUCCUUGAUGGGUGCUCUCACUGUUAUGAGCAUAAAGGCUAUUGGAAUUGCUAUAAAGUUAACGAUGGAGGGAGUGAGCCAGAUCGGGUAUCCGCAGACAUGGCUUUUUCUCAUGGUUGCUGUUACCUGUGUCGUCACACAAUUGAUUUAUCUAAACAAGGCUUUGGACACAUUCAAUGCAGCAAUUGUUUCUCCAGUGUACUAUGUAAUGUUCACAACCCUCACUAUUGUUGCUAGUGCCAUCAUGUUCAAGGAUUGGUCUGGGCAAGACGCAGCUAGCGUAGCCUCUGAGUUAUGUGGAUUCAUCACUGUGCUCACUGGCACAAUGAUACUUCAUGGGACCAAGGAAGAGGAACAACAACAAGCCUCUUCUUCAGUUUCGUCUGGUGGCAUUGAAGGCAAUGCAGAUUUGAUAUUCGGGUCUUCAGAGUCAGUAAGAUGGUACGAGUCAAGAAAGAGCACGAACGAAGAACAUCUGAUAAGCCUGUACAGCCCUGAAUACUAGGAACAUCUCUAGACUCACUCCCAAUAUAGAUUUGAAAUGUGGCAAGCAGAAGCCUCGGUGGACUGAUGAUGUUGUCGUAGCUUUGUAUUAUUUUUGUGGUCGUCUCUUCUCUGUACAGACAAAAAGUUUGUCUAAUUGAAACUCGGAACACAUUCUUUA
Brassica oleracea var. oleracea is the source of this 1590-nucleotide messenger RNA. RefSeq names its product probable magnesium transporter NIPA6. NCBI's taxonomy places the organism in Eukaryota, Viridiplantae, Streptophyta, Magnoliopsida, Brassicales, Brassicaceae. Gene Ontology annotation, cellular component: membrane. Gene Ontology annotation, biological process: magnesium ion transport. The transcript is spliced from 9 exons. The coding region runs from base 391 to 1431 and encodes 346 amino acids. Gene Ontology annotation, molecular function: magnesium ion transmembrane transporter activity. The record is from RefSeq and is a predicted model, not a curated record.